CCCCUCCACCGCCUUCCCCGGAAACGCUUCUUUCCUACGCGGUCGGGGCUCCGCCGCUGUAGCUGGAUCUUUGCCUCUCUAGGCAGGUAGGGCUUCUUCUCCAUGGUCCUGUCUGUCAGCGCUGUUUAGGGGGUCAGUCGGUGAGGCUGGGCCGUCUUCGGACACUUCGACCCUCGAGUCCGUCACCGGUGCCAGGGCGGCCCGGGGCCCAUGGCGCGGCGGCGCUGACCCAGGCCCCGGGUGGCGGCCGGGCCCCGCGGGCCGGCAUGGCGGGCCAGUUCCGCAGCUACGUGUGGGACCCGUUGCUGAUCCUGUCGCAGAUCGUCCUCAUGCAGACAGUCUAUUACGGCUCGCUGGGCCUGUGGCUGGCGCUGGUGGACGGGCUGGUGCGCAGCAGUCCCUCGCUGGACCAGAUGUUCGACGCCGAGAUCCUGGGCUUUUCCACCCCUCCAGGCCGGCUCUCCAUGAUGUCCUUCAUCCUCAACGCCCUCACCUGUGCUCUGGGCUUGCUGUACUUCAUCCGGCGAGGGAAGCAGUGUCUGGAUUUCACUGUCACUGUCCAUUUCUUUCACCUCCUGGGCUGCUGGUUCUACAGCUCCCGUUUCCCCUCGGCGCUGACCUGGUGGCUGGUCCAAGCCGUGUGCAUUGCGCUCAUGGCUGUCAUCGGGGAGUACCUGUGCAUGCGGACGGAGCUCAAGGAGAUCCCCCUCAACUCAGCCCCUAAAUCCAAUGUCUAGAAUCGGGUCCUUUGGACACCCUGCUGGGCACUUGGCGCCCUUCCCUCCCGCCCUGCCCCCCAGCACCUUGGGCUGUUCAGACUCUCCAGACGAGGUCCAGCCCAGGUGUGAGAGGAACCCUGGAAAUGUGAAGUCUUGUUGGUGGAGAGAUAGUGAGGCCCUGUCAAGAAGGCAGGUAGCAGUCAGAACCACAGCCGCAAGAAUGGCCUCUGCCUGCUGAAGCGUUGCUAUCUGGGAGGUCAGCAAGGGGACCUCUUUCAGGGUAAUAACAGAAUUGGAACCAUGUCAUUCUUGAGCCACUAUACCUGUCACCAGCCUGUUAUUUUAAAAAAGAACCAAAUCAAGGAUAUCUGAUUGGAGCAAACCACUCUUCUAGUCAUCUGUCUUACCUCCCCCGAGACAGCUGUUACCUUUGCCAUGUUGCUGAACCGCAGCUAUUCUGUUUGGAGAAACACUUGGUUUCUGGAUCCAUAGCCACAGAGAGGCAGAGGUGCAGAGGAUUAGGCUGCUGUCACGGAGCGGACGGCAGACGGAGGCAUCAAGCACAAGGAAGACGCACAACCCGUGUCCUGCUGCACGCAUGUGUGCACACGCCCACGAAUCCAUGACUAACUUUCUUCCAGUUCUCUCUACUGCCAGCUUUCAACAGAGCAGGCUAUAGGACCCAGAGAAGAAGUCCCAGCAUUGCUCCUGGUCCACCCCUCACGAUAGAGUCACUGCCUCUUCUCUAGGAAUGACUAGGCACCCCAGCUCCCACCGGGCCUCACUUCUGGCAAUAGUUCCUUUUCCCUGCCUUACUGGGAAUUCUACAGUGGGAAGGGUAUGAUGGGUGCCGAGAGACAGGAGGCCCAGCCUUCCAACUUGAGCUGUGCUGGGAGUGCUGAGGGAGAUAGAAAUUUGCUGCUAAGAUUUUUCUUUGGGGUGGCCUGUCCUCUGUUAGGGGCUUGCAGCUGUCCCUCCUAUGUACAUAAAUACAGUAUUUUCCACGGUU
Neofelis nebulosa (Clouded leopard) is the source of this 1728-nucleotide messenger RNA. RefSeq names its product SYS1 golgi trafficking protein (gene SYS1). Gene Ontology annotation, biological process: protein localization to Golgi apparatus; Golgi to plasma membrane protein transport; Golgi to endosome transport. The transcript has 4 exons. The coding region runs from base 267 to 737 and encodes 156 amino acids. Gene Ontology annotation, cellular component: trans-Golgi network; Golgi membrane. The record is from RefSeq and is a predicted model, not a curated record. NCBI's taxonomy places the organism in Eukaryota, Metazoa, Chordata, Mammalia, Carnivora, Felidae.